This is a messenger RNA of Liolophura sinensis, 4912 nucleotides long. RefSeq lists its product as uncharacterized. The transcript has 13 exons. NCBI's taxonomy places the organism in Eukaryota, Metazoa, Mollusca, Polyplacophora, Chitonida, Chitonidae. Bases 155 to 1399 code for a protein of 414 amino acids. The record is from RefSeq and is a predicted model, not a curated record.
AUACACACUACUUCCCAGGGCACCUGCAUCUGUGAGGAGUACCACGUAUCUAUAUCUAUACACAUGCACAUAUAAGGAAGAUAUAUCUAACUACAUAACACCUGGAUUUGUACCUGUCUGUGAUAAUACAGAUACAUAAAGACUUGACACUACAAUGUAUCUGUUCCUAUCAACAAUUUGCGCCAUUUGGGUCCUCACUUCCGCUCAUGUCGGUGAUCACGUGCCGCCAAAAUUGCCGGACCGUUUCUCCCUCCGCAUGGAAUCGAUUGAUCACAAAGGGAGACAAAUAUCGGAUACAGCGCACGUGGUAGAUUACGCCGGUAAAUUCAUGAGAAGCGACUUGUCCCCGCGAUCAGGGGUAUACGCCAGAUCUCUAGCUACCUUCGGUAACAGGCCCUUGAUCGUUAUCAAUGACUUUAACACAGGUCACGAGUUUGUGAUUGACAGGUGGUGGGGUAACUGCUCAACCCGCGGUAUCUCCGUCCACAACAGGGCGGCAAUCAUUGACAGCAGCAACCACAUCCUAGGCAUGAAACACCCCUAUGAGAUCUUCCAGCGUGAAGAUAUGAUGUACAAUGGAACAACUACGAUCAGAGGUCUCCCUGUAGAAAUAUACAGUGGUAUGCGAAACAAAACUCAAGUGUCAGUGUAUUACUUACGCAAUCCAUGGGGCUCUGUUACUGAACAGGACGAACAUCCGCAAGAGGGCGUACCGGUCGCCAUGAACUUCACCGGCUAUGACAAGGCGGGGAUGAGAGUGUCACGGCGGAUAAACAUCUACGACUUUACCAAAGACCACACAGAGCUUAGCACGGUGCCAGUCUACAGUUGCUUUAAACGGUUCAGAACUGUGAAUUUUCGUCUUGAUGACAACCUUGGAAUCCAUCGCUUCUCUGGCGUCUCUGUGAAGUACUCUAUCACAACACAGAUAGCCAAAGCCAUGAACGUCUCCUUCUUUAGAGUGAAAAUCACGAGUAUUUACGUGUCGAAGGAUAACAUCAAGCCUGGCUAUACCUUGAUUGUUUUCCGAAUUUACGACCCUAUCACGGCACCAGAUCACCUCGCCAGGCCCGUGGUAGAGACGUCAAUAGCUAAAGCCAUACAGAACCUGAAGUCCCUUGCCUAUCGAGGACUAACCAUCACAGUGCCGGACAUCAAGACACAGGACAGAUUGACAGUUAUUCCAAAUUCAGUCAUUUACUCUUCAUCGCAGACCUUCCCAUCGUACAGUUCUAGAUCAACAACAACACUAACAACAACAUCCACAAAUGGAGGCCUUGUGGCAGGGGUCGGGAUCGCCUUACUCAUCGUGGGGUUGGCCGCAGGGUUCGCCGCAGCGUUCUUCUUUAGGAAGAAGUUUCCUUGUGACAAGGGAGUUCCUUAUGCAAUAAGCACCUGAUCACUAAUACAUUCACGCUCUCUCCGUUCGCUGAUUGGAGGAUAAAACCCCGCAAGGUUGUGACACAAUCUCUGUUUUCUUAUUUUUUCUUUUAUAUACUUCUCACAGCUACUCCUCCACUUUGUACUCUCGGUUUACAUCUCUGCCACCACUUGCAGACUUUAUGAAGAUACCAACGCCAAAGACACAUCUGUCCGAUGGUGAUUAAACAGAAAGUGAUGUCAGAUAAAUGAGGCGUAGCCCUCGUUUUUGUUAUUAUACUUGGUACAUACGCACACAUUUACCUAAACUACAUGUGCGCGCGAGAUAAUUCAUACAACACUCAAACAAUUUAUCUGUUAAUUUUAAUGGAAAGUCUGUUGUUUGAUGCUAGAAUGUAUUCUGUUAUUGUUAACACAAUAUUCUGUCAUAUUCAACAUAAUAAAUUCUUAGGCUCACAGAAUCUGCAUGUCGGAUUAACAGAAUAUGUAUUUUAUAUUUAACAGAAAAAAAAAACAGCUGCAAUAACAGAAAACAUUCCAGCAUCUCUCAGACAACAGAUUUUCUGUUAAAGUUAACAGAUUAAUAUUUGGAGUGAACGAACUCCUAAAUCACUGAUAGGACUGCCAAUGAAUGCUGUCAAGCAAAGACAUUCAAUUCAGUUCAGUUAGUGAUGAGCUGGUGGCGUAAAUCCUCUCGAGCGGGGCCUCCGUGGCUCAGUUGGUUAGCGCGCUAACAUAGCGUAAUGACCCAGGAGUCUCUCACCAAUGCGGUCGCUGUGAGUUCAAGUCUGUGCCCGGUUUCCACCCACCACAAAUGCUGGCCGCCGUCGUAUAAGUGGAAUAUUCUUGAGUACGGCGUAAAACACCAAUCAAAUAAAUAAAUAAAUAAAUCUUCUCGCUCGUAUUCAUGAAGUAUGGAAGGCGGUUAAGCCCAUCGUCGUUCCAUCGCCUCGUUCAAUCGCUGGGUAAUGGAAUGAAAUUUGAUGAUGACAUUAACCGACUUCCAUAAUAAUGCCCAUCGCCCAUGAACAACAUUGCCUCUAAGUGUGAAACCGUCCUGUACAGGACCCGUUUGUUCCAAACUAGUUUAAAACUUAAUACCAGAUUUAACUUAAAGCCGAGUGUUUCAAUUUUGUACGAAGGCUAAAGAAAAUUUUGCAGCAUUUUAUGAACUAUAUGAACUAAAACUGCUGCUGUUAUACUAUAUCUUUUGAGAAACUACACUGUCUGCUGAAUUUAGCUAAAAAUUAAAUAUAAAAUUUGACCUAAUACCAGUAUCUGACUUAAUAUUAGCUAAUACACUUUCUUACUUAAUAUUAGCUAAUACACUUUCUUACUUAAUAUUAGCUAAUACACUUUCUUACUUAAUAUUAGCUAUUACACUUUCUUACUUAAUAUUAGCUAAUACACUUUCUUACUUAAUAUUAGCUAAUACACUUCCGAACAACUGGUCCGAGACUUUGGAGAUAGGUCUAAGGGAGCGCACGUUCCAUACAAUAAACGUUAACGGAAAAAGCGUAAAUACGCAGAAGGUGCAACAUCCUGGAAAAUCUCGAGUUCUCAGGCCAUUCGUCAACCGAAUGGUCAGAAUUAGAUGAUAGAAUGGCAAAAAUGAGAUUUUAGGUAUUUAGAGAAAAUUGUCGCAGCCUUUGUUUUUAUGUAUAAUUAAGACGUACUACACAGAGAGAAAAACCAGAGCAGCGACGACAGUAUCAUAUACAUACAGCAUAGAGAGUAAAGCAGAGCAGCGAUGACAGUGUGAUAGGUGUACAGCAUAGAGAGUAAACCAGAGUAACGACGCCAGUGUGAUAACUGGCCAAUAGCUAAAGGUAACCGGCGGUGAAAUACGGCCUCUUUUCAAUUCACCUCAGAAGGGAUUUUAUACUAACUGUUCAUGUAAAUGCAUAAAUAGCAGUACAUUAUACCAACGCCAAAGACACAUCCCCACCUCCCACUAUGGUUUAUUAAGCAGAAUUAGUUUUUAAAAAAUGCAGUGUUGUUAAUUGCAAUUUAUUACUCAUCACUGGUCUGGGGUUAUACAUAUAUCACGUCCCAGGUGUGUUAUUGCUGAUUGACUAACAUACUACGCAGAAAUACGGAUUUUAAAAUUGCCAAAGUCUGUAAACUGAUCACAUUACAAAGUUUAUUUUCUACUUAUGAAGACAAGAGGUAACCAAAACGAAACUUUGAUAGCACGUAGAAAUGCACUCAGGAAAGUUUCAGUAAAACGUAAAGGUUUCUGGUUAACGUUGAACUUCACACUGUAAGUUAAAGACACGAACCCUGGUUUGAACGAAAAGUUGGCGUGUUUGACCGCCAGGGGACUUUUCGGGAGUUAACAGGCUACUUAAGCCACAAUAUAACUCUUACGGGUGAUUCGACCAAGUUUUAUGCUUCUGUUUUGGAAAUUUACGGAACUGUGCUGAGAUUUUGAAAUUUGCGAUUUCUUAUCGUACUUUCUCUCUGGGACCGAUUCACCGCCUUACCGUACCAGAUCCUUUGUAUAUUUCUUAUAUUCAGAAAAGAACCAUUAUACAGUGUAUAUGCAUGUGACUUUCUUGUAUAGUACGUAAUUGCUAACGAUUCAUUUCUUGGCUUGUUGCAUUACAUGCAUGUGUACAGAUCUUACCAUUUAGUUUCUUGAAUCGCGUAUCUCACGGCUUAUACUCUUGCCAUGUGUUUGUACAUGCAUGUAUGUACAUAUAGACUGUUAUUUUGACACAUAUUGUAUCACCAUACAAUAACAUACUAUAACAUGGUCAAUUUUUUUCUGUUUGCAUUUGUGUGAAUUGCAUUUUUUGUUGUAAAAAUGAAUGUUUGUCGAUGAAGGGAAUGGUAUGGGUUCCCUCAAGACUGGGUUCUGUUCUGUAGGCUGAAUUCUGUCCUGUAGGCUGGAUUCUGUUCUGUUAUCUGGAUUCAGUGCUCUAUAGGAUGGGUUCUCUACUAUAGGCUGGAUUCUAUUCAAUUGAGUGGUUUCCGUACGUUAGCUAGGCUGCAUUUUGUUGUCUUCUCCAGGCUGGAUUAUGUGCCAUAAAUUGAAUUCUUUUUCCUGUGGCUUGAUUAGUCUUGGUUCAAUUCUUUUUUCUUGUUUCUCCAGAGUUGAAUUUUGCUUCUCUUGGUUUGGAUUCUAUUUCCUUGGCUUUAAUUGUUUUUCUUUGAGCCGAAGUCUGUCUAUUAGUUGAAUUCUGUUUCAGUAUACUAGUAGUUUGAUUUCCUUUACGCUUGGUAGGAGUCUUGUUUCUUUUGGAUAAAUUCUGGUUGCUCUAACUCAAAACAAUUUGGCAUGUUUUUUUCUUUUGUAUCAUGGUGGUUUUAUAUUAUAGCUGUGUACGAUAAUAUCCUUCAGCAUUUAGUUUUAAGGAUGACAAUGAAAUAUGUGAAGAUUCUUUCUAAACCUUAUUCCUUUGUACAGUUUCAGUUGAAUUGUAUGUAAUUUUGUUUUACCUUUAUCUGUAUCUGUUUUGCUUAAAGACUUACUGUAAUUUGCUCAGUUAUUUUUCUUUUAAACAAAAGCUCAAUAAAAUAAUCAGUU